This is a messenger RNA of Penicillium robsamsonii, 1134 nucleotides long. RefSeq lists its product as uncharacterized. Bases 1 to 1134 code for a protein of 377 amino acids. Lineage: Eukaryota; Fungi; Ascomycota; Eurotiomycetes; Eurotiales; Aspergillaceae. The record is from RefSeq and is a predicted model, not a curated record. The transcript has 3 exons.
AUGUCGCUCAGCCCGUUUGGAGAACCUCCACCCGGGACAGAUCUAUCCGCCGAUCAUGGCGCACGGAACAAUGCCGCUGUUAUCACAACCUUUGUCCUGGCAACAAUAGCUGUCGGGCUUCGGUUUUAUACAAGAUAUCGAGUACAGUCUGUGCAGAUAGCUGCGGAUGAUUGGAUGAUCGUGGGUGCCUUUGUAUGUUGUCUCAAAAAACGAUUUUGUCUACUUCUGUUUCUAACAGAUCUACAGCUGGCCGUAACUGCAAGUCUCAUUUUGACGGUGGUUGGUGGAUAUCACGGUCUCGGAAAGCAUGUGUGGAUUGUCCCUAUCGCCGAAGUCGUGGAAACGAUGCGCAUUCUCUUCGUCUACGUCCUACUCUACGUUGUCACCGUUCCACUCAUAAAAUUCUCCAUUAUUCUCUUCUACCGGCGCAUCUUCGGCAUGACAUGUACAAUGUGGUUCUGCGUGUUUCUGACGGUCGGAUAUUUCAUCUCUUGCAUAGUUGCCUUUCUGGUUUGCUGCAGGCCCGUGUCGUAUUACUGGACACAAUAUACAGAACCCAGUGGAGGAAAAUGUGUCUACGACCUCUACCCAUUCUAUAUCGGCAAUGCUGCGGCGAAUGUGACCACAGAUGGGAUCAUUCUGUUGGUUCCAAUCCCCCUUGUGUGGAAGCUACAGAUGCGAAAAACACAGAAAGUCUUGCUAUGCGGCAUUUUUUUGCUUGGAGGAUUUGUCUGUGUUGCAAGCAUUAUCCGAAUUUAUUACAUGACCUUCCUCAAAAACUCCCCCGAUGUCACUUGGAUCAUGGGCGAUGUCUUCAUCUGGUCCAGCGUCGAGCCCUCCAUCGGCAUCGUAUGUGCCUGUCUUCCAACAUUAUAUCCGCUACUUCGUUCUUUUAUUGCUCGCGUAUUUGGCAGUAGUACAGGGAGAUAUGCUGAGGCAUUAAGCAACCAGGAGUCAGCGACGAAAAAAGUCUUUGCUCGCAGACCAACGCCACUUGACUGGGAUGAGUCCCUGUUGAGUACACAUGACAUACAUGUCGAGAUGAGCGGACUUAGGAGGGAUCAUGGCGAUGAUAGGAAGAUUACGGUAGAUACGGAGUUUCGAAUAGCUGAAGAGAGCAGUCAAUUGAAGUAG